Apis cerana (Asiatic honeybee) is the source of this 2904-nucleotide messenger RNA. It is a transcript of the gene geko, whose product is annotated as olfaction protein geko. The record is from RefSeq and is a predicted model, not a curated record. Lineage: Eukaryota; Metazoa; Arthropoda; Insecta; Hymenoptera; Apidae.
CACAAGUAUAUGUAUAAUAUUUUACAUUUAAAAAUUAAUUAUAGAUGUAGAAUUGCAAAUAAAUAAAAAACUGCAAAUAUUUCCUCUAGAGAGAAAUAUAAAACUGCUAAUAUACAGAAUACAUUAGAAUUUUAUAUUAGGAUAAAAUAAAUACGUUGUUAAGUUCUUUAUUCCUUAUUACAUAAGUUAAAAUAAAAUAAUAUAAUAUUGCCUAAUUAAUUAUAAAAAAAACACUCACAUUUGAUGUAUUCUACAAAGUAUUAUAAAGUGUAUAAUAAACAUACUCAAUAAGGAAAAAAGAAUGGACAGUGACUAAUGUUUAAACUUUGUAUAAAAAUAGAUAUCCUACAAAUUCAUAAUCCAUAUAUAACGAUGAGUACAUUUCAUUUCUCGUCAAUCCUCUUAAUCUUAUUUCUAAUAUUUCUGUAUAUUACUUGACUUGUUAUAUAAUUUUAAAAAUAUAUAUAAUAACAUUAAAAACAAUGCGAAUUUUUUUUAGCUUAAAUAAAAAACAAUUGAAAAAGAAAAACUUCGCAUAUACCUAUUCCGUUCAAAAAACGAGGGGAAAAACGACGCUCGCGCAUCCGAAACAAAGAAUACUUCCUACGUGUUUGCCCCGAUUGGCAAACAACCGAGCACAAGAUCGGCCGAUCCGAUCGCUACGAGCUGCGGCCGGGUGUCCAACUUUCACUGACAACUCGUUAGGUCUGCCGCCAUAGUUUCGAAUCAUUCACAGUCAUUGCGCGACGUCGGUAGACUGCGGUAGCGACGCUCAACACCUCCGUCGUUCGUCGUCAAACGCAUUCUUUUCAAUCCGCUGUACUUGACCCAUUCGAUCGUGUUACUUAACCGGAAUAAUUAUUUCCACUCGUCGCGCGUCUGCAACCCGUUGUUUCCAAUUAAAAAAAAAAUUAGAAAGCUUCAUUAUCGUUACAGUUUCAGAGUGUCGAUGGUUUCACUUCUGGGCGAGAGUAUCGUAUUGUAAUUUGCGUUUAAAGAAAUUGGAUUUUUUUACGUGUUAACAGAAUUUGAAGGAAUUUGAAAGGGACGGAGGGAAUUUGGAGGAAUCUUUUUUUUUUUUUCCUUUUUUUUUCGCGCGAUGGAAUAUCGUUUUGCAUUGGAGUUGUUGAGUAUUGCGACGAUUUGAACGUAUCGAAGAAAGUGGAAGUGAAUUGGAAAGCGAAAGUUCUGCUGUAACAUCCUACAGUCUGAAAGUCGACGAUCUCUGGACACGGGCGUGCGGUGCGUCAUCCAUGUUUCUUACGGACACCAAUUAAACUCAAACCGAUCGAUCACGUUCCUUCUUUCGUUUCACAAAACGAUAUCUCCAGUUUCACAAUUCCGAGGCUUCGUUAUCCUUUCCCCGCGAAUAAUCGAAUCCAAUCCUUUUUCGAAACAACUUCUCUCCAACUUCCAACAUCACCGCAUCAUAAAUUCCAAUAACGCUCUAUCACUUUCUCGAUCCGAAUCAACAUUCGCAACGGCGGCUACGCGAUCGAAUCGAAAUAAUAUAUAUAAAAAGAAAACAAAGGUGGUGGCGCCUCUGAAUCGCGCGGCGCCGUUUUAAUCGGCGGUCUAUCGGACGCAGUAGGUGUAGCGGCACGGGGAAUAAAGUUCAAUCGGCAGAUCCAGUCCCCUCGGCUCGGUUCUUCCUCGAUCCGGUCCCUGAAUCGGCGGAGGCCGCAGUGAAUCGAGGAUCGUCGAUCGGUGCGGACGCGUCGUUUCACGGCGGCGAUACAACGCCAAGGACGCGAGAGAGUCGCCGGAGGCAUGGUCAUGGACACAAGCACCGUGCGGCUGGUCAUAUUCCUCGGCAUGUUCCUCAUGCUGGCGGGCGACUACACUUACCUGAUCACCGCGAUUUUCGGCCGGUCGGGCGGGCAAAAUAUCACGGAACCGAGCAAAACUGCCGAGAGCCAAGGGAGGAGCAACGAUGCUGAGGGCAGGAUAGCCCUGUCCGUCACCAAGAAGAUGGACGAGAAGGAGAACGCAAUUUCACGGCGUGCAAGAAUGAUGACGACGAUCAAGACUGCUUGUUUGCCCAAGCUGAUAUGCGAACUGACCUCGUCCGUCAAUCAGGAUCAGCUAAGCGAAAUGGAAAGGUCCCUGUUAAAUUUAAUCAGGGACACGAGCUUGAGCACGCUGGCGGAAGUGCCCUCGAGGUACCACUUCGCCGCGCAUAUGGGUCAACUGAUAUCCGGCGUGGAAGGUCAAGGAUGCCAUAAUUUCUACCCCACCUGUCCGCUGCCUGGAUCCAGUGUUCUCAACAUGAUGAAGAAGAUUCGAUUGCGCUGACGCGACGGAAUCGUGUUGAAAUGAGAGAGAGAGAGAGAGAGAGAGAGAGAGAGAGAGAGAGAGAAAAGGGAAAAAAUACGACGACUCAACCUGUGAUAUCGCAGACGAUUCCUCUUCCAAAUUUUCUGUAACCAAAAUACCUAACGAACGAUCGGAUCAAUUGUUCUAAAAAUUUUGAAUAUCCCUGAUAUUAUUUUAAGUUAUAGUGAUAAUAUUUUGAAAUUAUCUUCAGCACGAUUAGAGAAACUCGCGCGUAGAUUAAGAAUAUUUAAUGAUUUUUAUCAAAUUAUCCAAUAGUAUUUCAAUACUCCAAUGAUCAUUGGAAUAUAUGGCGUUUUAUCGAUGUAAUAUAGCUUUAGAUUAAGAAAAAUAUAUUACAAUGUGGUAAUCUGUAUUAAUAAUAAUUAAUCUUCGUGUAUCUCGUGUACAAUCGAAGAAAGAAAAAAGAAAUCUGAUAAAAAUUAUUUAUUUCUUUCGCCGCUAAUAUUCUCGAUAACUUUCGAUUAUGUUUUAACGCAAUGUAUAGAAAGUGUAAGAUUAUGAAUUAUAUGUAUAAUGAAAUAUCGUAUGUCUUAUCUAUUGAUGAAAAUAAAAAUUCUUUCACACGCA